This is a messenger RNA of Myotis davidii, 792 nucleotides long. RefSeq names its product B-cell CLL/lymphoma 3 (gene BCL3). The coding region runs from base 218 to 763 and encodes 181 amino acids. Gene Ontology annotation, molecular function: protein binding. The transcript has 3 exons. NCBI's taxonomy places the organism in Eukaryota, Metazoa, Chordata, Mammalia, Chiroptera, Vespertilionidae. The record is from RefSeq and is a predicted model, not a curated record.
GGCGCAUGCCUUGACGUGGAGUCUAUCAGGGCCCCUCUGGCUGCUAUGUGGGGGACAGACAGUCGGCCAUGGUGGAAGCAGUGAAGCCAGUGAGGAGGAGACGUCCAGGAUGAUGGGGGCUGAGUCAGGAUGAAGGGAGUGGGGGUGGGAGGAGUGACUGGAUUCUGGAGAUAUUUCCAAAGUACGGGCACAUAUUGGAGAAAGCGCUGCUAAGAGCAUGGGGGUGAGAGGUGACCGGCCCCUAAUGUCUGUGACCCUCACCCCCAGGCCACUCCACAUUGCCGUGGUGCAGGGCAAUCUGCCAGCUGUGCAUCGACUCGUCAGCCUCUUCCAGCAUGGGGGCCGGGAGCUGGACAUCUACAACAACCUCAGGCAGACCCCGCUACACCUGGCUGUGAUCACCACUUUGCCGUCUGUGGUCCGGCUACUGGUGAUGGCCGGUGCCAGCCCCAUGGCCCUGGACCGCCAUGGCCAGACAGCAGCCCACUUGGCAUGUGAGCACCGCAGCCCGACCUGCCUGCGAGCCCUGCUGGACAGCGCCGCCCCGGGCACAGUGGACCUGGAGGCCCGCAAUUAUGACGGGCUCACUGCCCUGCACGUGGCCGUGAACACCGAGUGCCACGAAGCGGUGCUGCUCUUGCUGGAGCGUGGCGCGGACAUCGACGCGGUGGGCAUUAAGAGCGGCCGCUCCCCACUCAUCCACGCCGUGGAAAAGUACAGCCUGAGCGUGUGUAGCUGCUGCCGCCGCACGGCGCCAACGUGAACGCGCAGAUGUACUCGGGCAGCUCCGCG